AUGGAGAUAGUUUUGAUUGUUCUAGGCUGUGCUGCUUUGGCACAAAGUGUUCCUAUUGGUGAUGGAAAUUCAACGGAAGCUGAAGCUAAGGAUCUCUGGAGUCAGUACAGUAUUGAUCUGAGCUUCCUGGGACCAGGAAUUUUUGGUGUACCCAAUGAGAAUAUUGGGAAAGUGGUGGAGAAUUUGGCUAAUUUUCGUGGGAAUCCCGAGGAGCAGGGAUCCUACCUUGAGGGAGAUUUGCUGAUUCCUCUGUCGAGAGCGAGGAAUGGACUUGUGGCUAAGGCAACUCGAUGGCCAAAUGGAGUAGUUCCCUACGAAAUCCAAGGAUCAUUCAGUGCUAGCGAUAUGAGUAUGAUUGAGAAGGCAAUCAAGAUGUUCCAUGCUCAUACGUGCAUUCGUUUUGUGCCCCAUACCAAUGAAGCGGACUACAUUAAGCUGGUAAGUGGCCGUUCAGGAUGCUGGUCCAGUGUGGGCAGAAUUGGAGGUCCGCAGGAUGUGAAUCUUCAAUCUCCAGGGUGCCUGAAUCAAGUUGGAGUACCAAUUCAUGAACUUUUGCAUGUUCUGGGCUUCCUGCAUGAGCAAAACCGCUCAGACCGGGACAAGAGUGUCUACAUCAAAUGGCAGAACAUCAAACCAGGCACAGCAGAAAACUUCCACAAGGCCUCAGCAGGAACCACGAACAACUUUGGUGUCCAUUACGAUUACAACAGUGUUCUGCACUACUCAGCCUAUGCUUUCUCAGUCAAUGGACAGCCUACAAUUGUGGCCAAGACUAGGACAUCAGCAAACAUGGGACAGAGAAGGGGAUUCUCCCUGGGAGAUCUCAAGAAGGUCAAUGCGAUGUACGGGUGUGACACAAGCCAGAAAGGCCCCCUAGUAAGACCUACUCGGAAAUCAAAGCCUCAAUCAAAGCCUCAGGAUCAGCCUCAAGGGAACUUCCUGGAAAAUGUGGUUUCGGGAAUUUCGAAUUUUUUCAAACCCUAA
This is a messenger RNA of Phlebotomus papatasi, 984 nucleotides long. Its product is annotated as hatching enzyme 1.2-like. The record is from RefSeq and is a predicted model, not a curated record. Gene Ontology annotation, biological process: proteolysis. Lineage: Eukaryota; Metazoa; Arthropoda; Insecta; Diptera; Psychodidae. The transcript is spliced from 2 exons. Gene Ontology annotation, molecular function: zinc ion binding; metalloendopeptidase activity. The coding region runs from base 1 to 984 and encodes 327 amino acids.